Oppia nitens is the source of this 919-nucleotide messenger RNA. RefSeq lists its product as uncharacterized. NCBI's taxonomy places the organism in Eukaryota, Metazoa, Arthropoda, Arachnida, Sarcoptiformes, Oppiidae. Bases 63 to 887 code for a protein of 274 amino acids. The record is from RefSeq and is a predicted model, not a curated record. Gene Ontology annotation, cellular component: membrane. The transcript is spliced from 2 exons.
UUUUGAAUAAUAAUAAUAAUAUCAAUCACUUUAACCAAACAGACAAAGAUAUCGGACAUCACAUGAAUGACACACACAUUGAGACACUAACCUAUGUUUGGUUCAAUCUGUACGGCGCUAUCCUAUCGAUGUGUGACAUAAUUUUGGCCAUAUUUGGUGCCCUUUUGAUGAUCAUAUCUGUGGUUAACGAUUCCAACAGCGACAUCAUCAGCGAUAUCAACUACUACUACCAUUUUGGUAUGAACUACGCGGCAAUAUUGCUAUUUGUGGCCUCAUAUUCCGGGUUUACCGGUUUUAUCGAAGAAUCUGUAAAUAAGUUGAUAUUGAGUCCAUCGUUGAUGAUAUGCGUUACAGUUAUACUAUGCAAACUGAUGGCAAUCAACUACAUAUACGGCAACCAAUUGUCCCAUUUGGUCAACUCGUUCGCCGAACUAUCGUUCGAAGAGUAUAUGUCGGACAAGUCGAACCCGGACUAUCAGUUCGGUGUACGGGAAGUGAUGCGCGCCUACAAGUGUUGCGGUUGGGAUAAACACUCCAUAAAUGAACUAAAGUUUGGCCGAAACCUGUCUCUACUGCCGUGUGAGUGCUGCCGAAGCAAUCAAAAUAGUCGUCAAUUUGACUACGAAUUGUGUACUUCUGUUGAAUUGCUGCUCAAAACAGACAACCAAAGUGUUUAUCAAAAUACUACCAAAUUUGCGGCAUUGUGUCCAUCAACACAUCAGCCGCCGGCCAUCCGAUUCUGUUCCCAAGUGUUGAAUACUGCACUCAGUGAUGAUCUUAAAUGGCAAAUGGGUUUCUUUAUGACUACAUUCAUGCUUUCAAUACUAUCUAUUGUCUUAUCAUUUAGACUGUCCUAUGAUUUGGUAGCUAUUGAUAUCCAAAAAUAACUUAAUAAUAAUACAAUAAUAAUCUAAAUCUA